AUGGUGCGCAUCUCUCGCUCUAAGCUAGCUGAACUUCAGCGAAACUAUGACAGGAGGUUUGGUAGGAUUGGCCGCGGCGAGGAAGCACGUCCGGAGGACAUACCACUCAAUCACUACGUCAGAUUCAACCAAAAUCCCCAUGAGCACAUUCGCCGGGGGGACUUCCUGCGGGAAAGCCUUGGUGUCGCCGUGGUUCGGGAGCUGGACGAGGCAUACGCGUACGCACGCUUGCAAGGCGAUCUCAAUCUGCCCGAUCGUCAGGUCUACUUCACCGACGGUUCAGCGUUCACACGGGCAGACCCGUUGUCCCCUUGCGUCGCUGCCGCGUUUGUCAAGUUUCCCUCCGGAGCAACCACCACUCACGUACAGAUCAUGAACCCUCAUCCGAUGGAUCAUGUUCCCGCCGCGAGCCAGGGCAAGCUCUCGUUCACGGUGGAGUGUGGUGGCCUCUGGCUCGCUGCCAAGGAGGCACUUCGGAGCAAGAAGGACAAUCCCCACAGCGAGUGGAACCUGUGUGUGGCUCUCACGGAUAGCCAGGAAGCUAUCUUGAACGGUCUUUGCAGCUUCCAGAAGGACGCAAGCCAGGGUCUGCCGUGGGAGUUGAUCAUUGAGAGGACGCUCGAGUGCAUCCGGAAACUUCGCGACCUCGGCGUGUUGUUCCUCGUUCACUGGGUCCCUGGGCACGUUGGUGUCCCGGGUAAUGAGGCUGCGGAUCGGUUGGCGGGCGAGACAGCCCGGUUCUUGAAUGAAUCUUGA
Messenger RNA from Lasiodiplodia theobromae, 756 nucleotides. Its product is annotated as reverse transcriptase. The transcript is spliced from 2 exons. Lineage: Eukaryota; Fungi; Ascomycota; Dothideomycetes; Botryosphaeriales; Botryosphaeriaceae. The coding region runs from base 1 to 756 and encodes 251 amino acids. Gene Ontology annotation, molecular function: nucleic acid binding; RNA-DNA hybrid ribonuclease activity. The record is from RefSeq and is a predicted model, not a curated record.